AUGGCGGCCGGCUGCUGGCAGCCCUUCCCGCCGCCGCCCCGCGCUGCCCGCCGCGAUGGCGGCCGUUGCCACACCGACGGGGCCGCCCCGCCCCGCCGCCGGCCCCCUGCUGCUGCGGGGAAGCGACCGGCUGCUGUGCGGCCGGCCCCAUGGAGCGCCCGUCCUCUGCCCGCGUUCAGUCGGCAUUACCUCCGCCUUCCACGGGAGCGGCGGAACCGCCGGCUCCGGUUCGCUCUCACAGCCAGCCGUGGGCGGGACGCUCCGGUUAGCGGGCGUCGCGCUUUCCGCAGGGAACAGGGACCGUUCAUGGACGACACCUGGCCCGUUCGCCCCCUCAGGCGGGACACGCGCAGCCACGGCGGGCAGGGUCGGGCCCCGGCCCGAGCCCCGGCCCACCUCACGGGCCCCGGCCCGAGCCCCAAGCCCACCUCGCGGGCCCCAGCGCACCUCACGGGCCCCGGCCCGAGCCCCAGCCCACCUCACGGGCCCCCGCUCACCUCGCGGGCCCCGGCCCGAGCCCCAAGCCCACCUCGCGGGCCCCGGCCCGAGCCCCAGCCCGAGCCCCAGCCCACCUCACGGGCCCCCGCUCACCUCACGGGCCCCGGCCCGAGCCCCAAGCCCACCUCACGGGCCCCCGCUCACCUCACGGGCCCCGGCCCCGGCCCCGGCGCGAGCCCCAGCCCACCUCACGGGCGAGGGCGGGAGGGGCAGCAACGAACACCCAGGUCUCUUGGUUCAGACCUUGGUCCUUAG
Chroicocephalus ridibundus (black-headed gull) is the source of this 753-nucleotide messenger RNA. Its product is annotated as proline-rich protein 2-like. Lineage: Eukaryota; Metazoa; Chordata; Aves; Charadriiformes; Laridae. Bases 1 to 753 code for a protein of 250 amino acids. The record is from RefSeq and is a predicted model, not a curated record. The transcript has a single exon.